This is a messenger RNA of Bombyx mandarina (wild silkworm), 631 nucleotides long. RefSeq lists its product as uncharacterized. NCBI's taxonomy places the organism in Eukaryota, Metazoa, Arthropoda, Insecta, Lepidoptera, Bombycidae. The record is from RefSeq and is a predicted model, not a curated record.
AUGUCGCUUCUGUUUUUAUUGUUCGGUAUUAGUGUAACGCUUGUAAGUGGACAGACAACAGGGGUUAGUCAAUGUAUUAGAAACGAGGGAGACCUUCCGAUAAACACGUACAUCCACGGAUGUUCGGAGCCGCCGUGCUCUCUGCCACAGCUACAGGACUGCGUUAUUGACAUCGUAUUCCAAGCACCUCGCGUUCUUCGCAAUAUGAAAACGUUAGUCACGGCCUACAUGAACCUGGGAGUCAUCAAUCUGCCGAUCCCGUACGAUCUUGGCGAACACGCCAUCACCUGCAACUUCCUCACAAACACCUACUGCCCGCUGCUGGCAGGCGAGGUUGCGACCUACACGUUGAGAAUGUUCAUCGAGCCGUUCUUCCCUCAGGGUACUGCGGUUACAGUCGAAUUCAGGGUCGUGGAUGAACGGAAUGUACCCGUUUUGUGCCUCCGAGUUCCAAUCACGAUCGCUCCGCCCUUAACAGGCCCGACCAAAACACACCACCUAAGAAUUGAACAUGUUUACAACGCAACGAAACUAGAUGACGCUAGUGUUCAACAUGCUGACAUUUUCGUUUGAUAUUACGUCCUAAAUACUAUGUAUGCCAAUUUUUAGAUUAAAUAAUAAAUGCCUAUAA